AUGUCAAGUCGAGGCAUUCUUGACGGCCAAUGGGCCGAUCAAUACAAGUAUAUGCGGUCGUCCGCAUCCUCAUUCUGGCUGCAACAUCUCCACCCUCGUCGCUUAAGAGCUCGUCCCAUCAGGACUUUCUCCCUAAUCGCAGCAUGUUUUUUCUUGCUCACCUUAUGGUCGCGCUCAUCCAGCGAGCCAUCGAUUAACUUCUGGGUAAAGUACCCAUCCUACCCUCCGACGCGACAGCGCCCUGAAGAUACGCCAAUGCUCCUUAGCGGGCGACAUGCCAUGAACAAGAACGAGACCGCCCCUCUGGGCCUAGGAAGGUCGGCGCCGUCCUUUCACCUCCUUAUACCCGUGUCGCACAAAUCAGCUUCGCUCUGUCGCACCGUGACGUCGUCGAUGAUCCUGAACUACCCACCGCCGACCCUGAUCAGCUACGGAAAAUCCACUUCGGACGGGAGCACAGAAUACUCCGCCAUGGUAGACAGGAUCGCGGGGAUAUACAAUUACCUCGCAUACAGCACACAACUGAAUGACGAUGAUCUGGUCCUCAUUGUCGACUCGCAGGAUGUGUUUUUCCAGUUGCCUGCAGAGGUGUUGGUUCAGCGUUUUCAGGACCUGCUACGGGAGACCAAUGAGAAAUUGCUACGCAAAUAUGGCACCAUAACCCUGGACCUGCCCUUUCGUAAAGAAGGCAAACAGACUUUGCAAAAAUACUCUCAGAGAGUCUUGUUCGCCGCUAGCAAGACGUGUAUAUCGAGUCUUUCUCAGGAUCCAGGUUGCGUGACGGUACCGCAAUCGAGUUUGCCUCCUGAUGCUUACGGUUGGAAGACCGACACGGAAGGACACUUGAAUCGACCACGGUGGCUCAAGCCUGGCGCAGUCAUGGGCCAGGUGGGUGAUUUAAGGCUCAUAUACGCCGAGAUAUUGCAUUACGUCCAUCAGCACCGCAACUCGCGGGGAGACUAUCUGGCGAUGACCCAAAUGUUUGGGCGCCAGGAAUAUUUGCGCGAGCUGGAACGAAGAAACAGCGCCAGCAGGCUGAAAGAAUGGCUCUAUCGCCAAAUCGGCAUCUCGGAUGCGUCAAAUCUCACUGGAGCCAUCCCGCCACACUUGACAGCGGGCGCUCGGUAUGAGUAUGGCAUCGGGGUUGACUAUGAAUCCCGUUUGUUCUUCAACAUGUUCAACGCCAAGAUGGAUGUCGAAUGGCUCCACUAUCACAACGUGAGCACGACUUCAGCGGUGCAGAUGAAGCAUGGCGUGCCCAGAGAGAGACGUCUCAUGCUUCCCGAAGACCUUGAUCCCGUGAAACUCGGCAAUCCAUUUGUUCAGCCCCGAUUUACGAAGGAUGACUGGCCAAACCCCCCUUGGAAUGCUACACUGGACAAGCUGCCAAAUUAUCGCAACCACACGUGGCGUGAUCUUCCAUUGAUGACAAACAUCCAUUCGGCAUCUGUCCCAGCUCUGCUACAUCUCGACGGGGAUAAAUCUGUUCGUGACAAAUGGUGGUCAGAGAUGUGGUACCAGCCAUGGGCCCGGGCACUUCUCCGCAAGUACAUGCGCACCGGCUCUGGAUUUGACGCCUCUCAGUCUGCCUUGAUGGGAGGCCAAGAAUGGUGGGACAUGCGUGGCGGCAAGGGAGGUCUGUGGACGGACAAGGGUGAGUGGCUCAAUUAUGGCGAGGUUUGUGGCAGCUAUACCAGGGAUGUGUUCGACGAUGAUCUUGGGCCAUUUGGCCAGGAGAAUGGAGAGGAUGCCGACGAACCCGUCUACAACCAAUUCGGGAAUGUCAUCAAGGGUAAAGAGGAUCUGGCCUCUACCCCGUGGUAG
This is a messenger RNA of Aspergillus aculeatus ATCC 16872, 1824 nucleotides long. Its product is annotated as glycosyltransferase domain-containing protein. NCBI's taxonomy places the organism in Eukaryota, Fungi, Ascomycota, Eurotiomycetes, Eurotiales, Aspergillaceae. The transcript is spliced from 2 exons. The record is from RefSeq and is a predicted model, not a curated record. Bases 1 to 1824 code for a protein of 607 amino acids.